AUGGGCCGCAUGGGGAAAGUCCACGCUGCUUCAGUUGCGUCGAGUUGCAAGGGAACAUUCCCCAACAUCAAGCUUGCUGUUGUCGUGGGUGUCUGUGGUGCGGUGCCUCUUCCCAGGGGUCGUGGCGAAAUUGUCCUGGGUGAUGUCAUCGUGAGCGAGCGUAUCGAACAGUAUGAUUUUGGACGGCAAUAUACAGAGUCAUUUGAACCAAAGGACACUAAUUCGGACUCACUUGCGAGGCCCAGCGACCAGAUCGCCAACUUUCUAGCAAAGCUGAAAACCGCCAAAGGAAAAGCGACGCUUGAUGAGAAGAUGUCCGGUUAUCUAAAUACACUCCAACAGAUAUCUAAUUUGGCAGCAUGCUAUCCGGAGACAAAUCCAGACAUCCUUUUCGACGCAAAAUAUGAACACCGAGACAAGACUCUAUCGUGCCAAGAUGCAGACUGUUGCGGUGAAAAAGUGCCACGCGAUCGUCUCAUCAGCGGGACACCGAAGCCCGCGAUUCACAUUGGCCUUUUCGCCUGGGGAUAA
This is a messenger RNA of Clonostachys solani, 531 nucleotides long. NCBI's taxonomy places the organism in Eukaryota, Fungi, Ascomycota, Sordariomycetes, Hypocreales, Bionectriaceae. The record is from the annotation of a GenBank genome assembly.